AAAGCAACAACGUAAUUUUGAUUUUUUUUUUAAUUGGGCCAUAUUUGACUAAAACUCUCCGGCAAUCAGCUGAAGAGUUUGGGGCAUUUCUCCCUAAAAUAUAAAAUACGAUAGAAAGGAAAAAUGCGGAAGAAAGCCACGUACAAAAAAGCCGCAUUAACAGCUGUUAACACAUUUCCAGCAAAAAGCAGUGCCGAGUUUAAGGUGACGACACAAACAACGACACCGGCUGGGAAAGGACUCGGAAAAGCUGGAGCCAGACGUCUGGGCCAACUUCUGAAACGAGCCACCCAGGACCAGGAGGCCCAGGGGGAGGAAAAGGCUUCUCUGCCGAAAACUCCUGUUCGUCUUUUCAAGCAUCGGAUUCAAAUUGCAGCUGGGAAUUCCAGCAGGACCCACACGGCAAAGCCACACUUGCCUCACAUCCACCGCCUAAUCCUCGAUGCGGUUUCCCAAUGCAAACUCCAAGGUGGCAUCUGCAUGGCCGAGCUCAGGCAGUUGCUGGCUGCUGGAGGCUUCGAUGUCACCCACAACAACUGUCUGGUUACUCCAAGGCUGCUUAAGAAAGAGACAGCACUUCAAACUACAAGGAUUUCAUCAUUCAGGCUCAACAAUAUGAAACAGAUACACACAAAGCAAGUAAGGAUGAGUAAUGUGCAAACCCCAAACUCAAAAACGAAUUUGAGGCAGAGAGCUAGAAUGUCAAGAGGAGCAGAAACGUCACAAAGGCAGGCCAAAAGGACUCUCAGAAAAGCAACCCAAAAACUAACUCUGAAGACUAGCAAAGCUGCAGCCAAAUCACAUAAACCAAGAAGGAUGAGACCCCAACCCAAAGGAAAACCACCCAGGCCUGCAGGAAAGAAAAGCAGAUCAACAAACAAGCAGCCCGGGUUCAAAAAGUAGAGGACCAAUAGACGUCCACAUCAAACUCUCCAGAGAAGACAGCCACCAAGACUAAAAACACGACGACUGGGUGUGAGGAGAAAAGCUGGUUACUACUAGCAUUUAGUGAUUUUUGGUGAGAGGUACGAAGACUUUUUAAGCAAUAUGAAAUUGUAUAUUUUCUCAGAUGACUGCUCAGUUGAAAAUGACCCCUUCAUUUGGUUGUACACUUAGGUUCCGGGUUCAUAGGAUAAACCAUGUGCUGAA
This is a messenger RNA of Pungitius pungitius (ninespine stickleback), 1149 nucleotides long. Its product is annotated as histone H1.1-like. The record is from RefSeq and is a predicted model, not a curated record. Lineage: Eukaryota; Metazoa; Chordata; Actinopteri; Perciformes; Gasterosteidae. The transcript is spliced from 3 exons. The coding region runs from base 124 to 903 and encodes 259 amino acids.